CCUCGUUCCUCAGCCAAACAAACCAGAGAGGGUCGACUCAGGUGUCCCGAGUGACAUUUUGUUACAUAAAAUAAUCUGUGGAAAAACCGGGUUGUAAACAGCGCACGAGGAGCCGCCACCAAACUAAACCACGUGAUCAAAUGCGGAAAUUGUCCGAUCGGGAAAGUGUAGCAUAGAAAAGAGGGGAGUGGAGGCUCUGGUGUACGUCUGUGUUUUGAGCUGCUGGUGACACUAGCUGGACUCUCCUCAACCAAACAGCACGUCCACGCUCACCCCAUCGGUUAUCUGCUCACUCAGAGGCACCAGUGUCACCUGUCGGGAAUCAAAGUAAGGGUUGUUCUGAGGUCAGACUGCUGAGAUGACAAGGCUGUGACAGUGUGUGUCCAAGUGUGUCGGUACUGGACCAAUUCCUGUGACAUGGCUGCUGCUAAGAAGAGUUGUGCGAAGGCAGGAGGCGUGCGCUUCUCAGAGAUGCCCCCCGCUGCUGGAGCCCCAUCACAUGUUCACUUUGACGAAAAGCUGCAUGACUCCGUUGUCAUGGUGACUCCAGAGGACGAUGGCAACUUCAUGGUGAAGGUUGGCUUCCUGAAGACGCAGCACCGGUAUGAAGUAGUGUUCACCUUGCCCGAGGUCCCAGCUCUGGGGAAGGACGUGUGUCCAGCACCAGUGCCUAGUCCACACCUCCGGAUCACUGAUAUCACACCGGCACCAGAGGGAGGUCUGAAGGUGACGUGUGAGUACAUGGCCCAGCAGGAGGGCGUUCUGUGUGAGGAGGUGCUGCUGCUGAGCGAGACCAACGAGGACGUCUGUGUUAAAGUCAAAGUUCACGCCAGAGUCAUGGAUCGUCACCAAGGUACACCCAUGCUGCUGGAUGGCGUCCGCUGCAUCGGGGUGGAGCUGGAGUACGACUCUGAGCAGAGCGACUGGCAGGGAUUCGACUAACCCUGUAGCUCCUGCUCCUGUUCCACCUGAAGCACACACACACAUAUACACAAACCUGACACACGCACACACACACACACACACACACACACACACACACACACACACACACACACACACCUGACAUCAUAGAACUGUACAACCACCAAAUUUAACACACACCAAAUAGGAAACAGCGUACACACAGAUGAUUUAGUGCCACGUAAUGUACAUACAGCAAGUGUUCACUGUUGGAUUCUCACAUACAGAAACAUUCCUCUGCUGCAGCUUUCACAACAUCAUCUGAACAGUCAGUUUCCUCCAGCUCACCUUUUUGUCACCACCUCGGUUCUGUUGUUAACCUGUGUUUCCCUCACUGCACCUCUAGAGAGCAGCAGCGCUCUUUGAAUCAGUGCAGCCUCAAAUCUCUUCUCGCCGCCUCCUGUGCUCCAGUUCACACUCUCCCUGACGUGCAAACUGAACCCCAGGUGAGGCGGUAAAUAAGGGCUCUUUUAUUAAUUAGGUAGCUUACAAUUGAAUCUAUGGGAAGGAAUAUAAAUCUGCACAAAUCAGGGAAAAAAAGUUGAAGUGAUUAGCAAAGCUGAGCCUGUAAUGCCUCUGUUUAACCACAGGGGGGCGCUGCAGACCGCUGUAUGUAAAGCUCCUCCAGUGUGCAGGCUGUUUUUGGUGCUGCAGUGUGGUCACAGUCUCCAUUUAAAGGAAAAAUCCAACCAGGGCACCCUUACCCUGUUAUAUAUAUCUCUCAGUAUACGAGGUUCAUGUUGCGAUUAUUACUUACAAAGUUUACAAAUUUUCUGCAUUUGCGUGGAAAUCCCAAGUAACGUGUGUGAACUUAUUCCAACAUUUGCAGCAGCAGCAAUGAGAAGAGAGGCUUUCCUCUGAGGGAAAAAUGUGCUCCGGCUGUAUGGCGUUAAUCUAUUGAGGUAUUUUUCUGGAUUGGACCUACCUGUAUACAUUCGUGCAAGCAAGUGCAUCUAGAAAGACGUACUUUGCCUUUUGUUUUGAGGAACUGACAACAAAAUCUGAGGCUUGCAGACUGUGUUUGAGAUUUCUGAACAACCCAGUCAGCACAAGAAAAUGAUGGCAUUGUACAUUUCUGCAAACCACAGAUACAUUUUUAUUUCAGAGGUAUCAUAUCAUGCUUCUAAAGAGCUCUGAUUACUGUAAAACUUCAGUUAAACGCCCAGUCCCUUUUACUAGCCUGGUAUGGCUGCACAUUGUGACAAAUAAAGGCCUGUCUCAAUUAGAGGCCGGGUCUGGUUGCCAAGCAGUUGGCUACCUCAAAUUAUGCAUCCAUUCCUGGAUUACUCUGUAAGUUAUUCAUAUUCCUUCAGUCCGUAAGGGUCCUCAGAUCAAAAGAAUCAAAACGGUUUUUCAUAGAAAUGAAUCCAAGUUGUGAGAAUUGUUUGAAGUGGUGCCGGAUGCCGUCGUCCUUGAGUGCUGUAACUCGUGCUGUCUGUCAGAGCUAGAUCAAAUGAAUGAAUCAUAACUGAUAAAUUAUCUGAAGCCUAAUUUUUAUGCAAGUACAAUUCAUCCUGGUUUAAAUAAACAGUUUUAAUGUAACUUUGUGUGAAAGGAAUUAAAGGCCUGUCCCAAGUAUAGGCCCCUUGAGUUCGGUUAUUUAAGCAAAUAAUAGCCCGGGCUACUAAUUUAAGUUUUACAGUAUGUCUAUAUGAGACGACUUUGUUAGCUGAAGGUGGAGGGGAUGGAGGAUGGCCUGACAUCAAGGUGCAGACAGCAGCAGACCACAGUUCGAGACCUACAGACCAAAAAUUGGGUGUUGUAAAGCAAGACAUCAGAAGCAUUUCAAGCAGCAAAAGCAGGCAUUCAAGCCAAAAUGUGACCUUUUCCGAACCACAGCCAAUUUGUUUUUGUGCCUAAACAUAGCCAGAUGUUAACUAGUGUUUUUUUUUGUCAUUUAAACAGAUGACUUUUAAAACAACAGUCCAAAACAAAAACAGAACCACAGUCUAUUACAGCAACAGAUGCAUCCAGAUGUACUUCAGUGUCAUGGGCCCUUCAUAAACAGAAAGUUCUCCCAUUUAUGAGCCAGUAAGUAUUCAAAGAAGGCAGCUUCUGUCCUACGGCUAAUCCAUUUAGCGAAUUCUGUCUUUUUUUUUGUAUUUUUCCAGUGCUUGAACCACGGUGUUGUUGAAGUGUAAAGACACGUAAAAUUUCAACACCUCCACCACAUAACAAUGUGUAAAAUCUGUGGUUUUGAAAAGUGUACAAAGCCAAAGUUUAUUCUGAUGACUAAGUUGUUCUGAAACACUUUUCUACUGCAAAACCUUUUUGUCGUUAAACUGCAAAUGUUUGGCUUUAUUUGCUGCGAAUUUUAAAAGCCAAACAGCAAGAUUUAAUCAGAAAUGGUGGCUGUUUGUGAGGGUGUUAAACAGAGCGAGUUAAAAUGACAAAAAUUCUCUGAGUCCAGUUUUGCAAAUAUGGGGAUUUCUUUCAUCUCUCUGUUUUGUUGUCUUUGUAAAUUUAAUAUCUUUGAGUUUUGGAUCGUUGUUCCAACCAAACAAGACAUUUGAGGACAUUUUUUCUGUAUUCCUGGUGUCUUUAAACCCAAAUACCCUUUAAUCAAGAAGUAACCAUUAGAUUAAUGAACACUGAAGAGUGUUCUGGGUGGAUUUUUCCUUUAAGAAAACCUGCUGCAGCCGGUCCAGAUGAGUUUCUUUCUUUCUUCAUGAAGCCUUCAGAACACACGUGCGACGCAAAGUGCCUUUCAUUGUACCCUGCCAUCCUGUUUCUCCUGUAACUUGAGCCUGGUGUGGUUUCAUCAUCUCCUGUCACACACUGUACCCUCCAGACGAACACAGGGACCAGUGUGGGGCCCACUGUUUGUUGUCUCUCCCCUCUCCCUCCACCGGCUUGCCUCAGACAGGUGCAUACCUGACUCCCAUCACUCCUCUGGCAGUGCGAGUGCAGCUCAGAGAGAGUCGACAGGUUGUAAAUGAGUUUAAUCACCUGUCAGCUCUGCUUCAUUUACAUUGUGCCAUGAUCUGGCUGCACUGUCGUCUCCCCUCUUUUUACAGACUCCUGACAUUCUUUGUGAAUCGACAUGUUUUGUUUCUGUUAAACCCUCCUGAAUACAUCAGCCUUAAAGGAAAGGAUUCUGUGUGUAACUUCUCAGUAGAUUUCAGAGUAGAUUUAUUAGCUGUUUGCUUGUGAUAGGUCAAAGUUUGUUUCUUCUUCUUCUUGGUGUUAAACUGAAACGCUCGUUAGGUUACUGUUUGGAGAAUGUAGCAGUUUAUUUGUCGACGUCUCUCUUCUGUGUGUGUGGUUUGUAUUUUUUAAUGUCAAAAAACGAAUAAAAAUGAGUGUGAGUUUU
Molecule: messenger RNA, 4276 nt
Organism: Epinephelus fuscoguttatus (brown-marbled grouper)
Lineage: Eukaryota; Metazoa; Chordata; Actinopteri; Perciformes; Serranidae
Gene: adisspb
Product: linkage group 23 C20orf27 homolog
Exons: 6
Coding region: 418-942 (174 amino acids)
Source: RefSeq, a predicted model, not a curated record